CUAUCCCGUCGCCUAUCGAUCCUUCUCUCCGCCAGAAGAAAUCCCCACGCGUUCCGAUCAAGUUUCAUCGGCGCGCGAGUGCGUUCUUCGGAACAGGAAGAUGGGCCGACUCUCACUCUAAUUUACCCUCUGUAAGUGAAACAAUUUCUUUUUUUUUUUAACAAUGGUGUAACUGAUAUACGAGUGCAAGAUGUUAAUGUGGAUCAUCAGGUACGCGUCAAUCUGCGCGAUGGAGAGCACGUGCAAGCUGGACGACGAGCAGUGGCUGGCCUACUGGAUAAUCUACUCCUUCAUCACCCUCUUCGAAAUGGCGGCCGAGAACGUCCUCUACUGGAUACCGCUGUGGUACGAGGCGAAGCUGCUGUUGGUGGCGUGGCUGGUGCUGCCGCAGUUCAGGGGCGCCUCCUUCAUCUACGACAAGCUCGUCAGGGAGCAGCUGCGGAGGCACGGGGUGAGGCUGCACGAUCGCCACGGCCACGGCCACGGCGCCGACCACGAGCCGCACGUCCUCAACCUCAAGGCUGAGCAUGGCGUGCACUGAGGAGCCCAAUCCGACGGACAUAUACGUCGUUCAUCGGAGAAGUAACCUGACCGGACGGAGUGGUUCCGUCUUGCCGUGCAGAGGAGCGAACGGUUUGCAGCAAACCGUUUGCUUGUGCUGUAACAACAUCGCGAGAACACGAGGACAUUGCAUCCAUCAGUUCGUGCUCAAGCUAAUUCCGAUGGUCCUGAUUGUUCAGCGGGGGGAGUCCCCCUGUUUGUCACGAAUAAAUCUGAACGGAAAUUGCAUUGCUGUGCAUCUCAAAUUAAACUGCAGAGAUACU
Messenger RNA from Panicum hallii, 824 nucleotides. Its product is annotated as protein HVA22-like. Bases 191 to 541 code for a protein of 116 amino acids. NCBI's taxonomy places the organism in Eukaryota, Viridiplantae, Streptophyta, Magnoliopsida, Poales, Poaceae. The record is from RefSeq and is a predicted model, not a curated record. The transcript is spliced from 4 exons.